CUGCUGUUUUGGUUAUGUUCCACCGAGUUUGUUGUCAAAAGAGUGGUGCAGUGAUUGCGUGUUUUCGUGAGUUUUCCACGCAUAUUUCGCAUAAAAAAUUCUGGAAAAUGCUAAAGAAAGUGCCAUUAGUUGUUAUUCUUGGCUCCACGGGAACGGGCAAGACGAAACUCUCCCUUGAAUUGGCCAAAAAGUUUGGUGGAGAAAUCAUCAGUGCCGAUUCAAUGCAGGUGUAUAAGGGUUUGAAUAUUGCAACAGCCAAAGCAACUAAAGCAGAACAACAAGUUGCACCUCAUCAUCUUCUGGAUGUAGCACAACCAGGCGUACCCUACAGCGUGCUGGAUUUCCGAAAUUCAGCCCAUCCAAUUAUAGAUGAUUUGUUGGCACAAAAUAAAAUGCCAAUUGUCGUCGGUGGGACGAAUUACUACAUUGAAAGUUUACUGUGGAAGGUGCUCAUUGUACCACCACAAACGGCAUCAUCUUCAAGUGGGACAAAAAGGAAAUUGGCUCAUAGUGACAGUGAAUCAGAUGAUGUAUUUCACAUAGACAGGAUCAAAAGAUUCACAGCGCAAGAAAUGAAUGGAAUGAAUUCAUGCGAUCUCCACAAAUGUCUCCAGCAGAUUGACCCAAUUACAGCCAAUAGAUUGCAUCCUAACAAUAAGAGGAAAAUAAUUAGAGCUAUUGAGAUUUUCAACAUGAGUGGCGAAGCAAUGAGCUCGAUCAUAAAUGAGCAAAGAAGCCAGGAAGGGGGAUCAAAAUUGGGUGGACCACUUCGUUACAAGGAUGUUAUUCUCUUUUCCUUACACUGCGAUCAGGAAAUCCUCAACAAUCGUCUUGAUUCUCGGGUGGAUUCAAUGGUAAAGGAUGGACUUUUGGCUGAAAUUCGUGAUUUUCACAAGACUUUCGUUGAGCCAUUCACUGAUACGGACUAUACAAAAGGAAUUCUUCAGACAAUCGGUUUCAAGGAAUUCAUUCCAUAUUUGGAGAACUUUUCUCAAGAUGAUGAUGAGAAAAUUCUUAAAUACAUCGUGGAGGAAUCUUCUGGGACAGAACCCCAAGGAAUGGAUACUCUAAGGAAAUGUUUAGAUGAAUUGAAAAUGGUAACGAGAAGAUACUCAAAGAAACAAGGAAAAUGGGUACGAAACCGUUUCCUUGGAAAUCUUAGUCGUGAUGUCCCACCAUUAUACAAACUGGACACAAGUGAUCCUUCGGUGUGGCAGGAAAAUGUUUAUUCAAAGGCAGAAGAUGUGAUUGAGGCUUUCAUGGAGGGCCGAAUGCCAAAGAUGGAACCAGAAAAGAGAUUUGCAAGCCAUAAAGAAGAACUCAAUGAUGAAGUGACUAACUUCUGUGAAGUUUGCAAUCGAACUUUUAUUGGGGAAUUUCAGUGGAAUAUUCACCUAAAAUCCAACAAACAUAAACGAAGUCACAUCAAGAAGUUAAAAAAUGAUAAAUAAAGAUAGUGGAAGAAAAAAAAGUAAGUUUUACUUCUCCUGGUAAAUUUCUCUUUAUUUUUAUGUAUGUCUGUAAAUCUUCCUUUUUUUCUUGUGUAAUUUACAGUAUAAUUAUAUUAUAGUUUUAUGCUUAAAAUGUA
Molecule: messenger RNA, 1588 nt
Organism: Lutzomyia longipalpis
Lineage: Eukaryota; Metazoa; Arthropoda; Insecta; Diptera; Psychodidae
Product: tRNA dimethylallyltransferase
Exons: 9
Coding region: 15-1451 (478 amino acids)
Biological process (GO): tRNA modification
Cellular component (GO): mitochondrion
Molecular function (GO): tRNA dimethylallyltransferase activity
Source: RefSeq, a predicted model, not a curated record